AUUGUCCAGCCUCCUAUUAGCAGCCCCUCCCCUAUUCUGCCUGGCACUGCUUCCUGGGAAUUCAGCAGGAAGAUGCCACCCUGAGCUCCCAGAAAGGGACAGCUGAACCUCACCACUGCAUUCUAACUGGCUUUUAUCUCAGGUGGACAUGGCCUGCUGGGGACACAUUCAACCCAAUGGCCUGGCCUGGGCCCUGCAACUGAUGCUGGCAUGGAUCCUAUUGGAGGCCUGUGGAGGGAGCCACGCACUCCAACCUAGGUCCUGGGGACACCAUGUGCCGGCAACUGAUCUGGGCACAGACCAGGUGCACCUGGCAGGAUCUUGUUGUCCCACAGAGAUGGACACGCCAGAGGCAUCAGGCCCUGGGGUUUCUCCAGAGUGGUGUGGGGCACGGAGCACCGGGUGCGAAUCCUUCCUGGGACACCUUCAAGUUGCGCUCCGCAGUCGCUUCCGCAUACUGCUAUUGGGGGUACGCCAGGCGCAACCGCUCUGCCCGGAGCUCUGUGAGGCCUGGUUUGCCAUCUGUGAAAAUGAUAUGACCUGUGGCUGGACUUGGCUCCCACUCCCAGUUAAAAGGAGCUGUGAACCCAACUGCCGUACCUUUGGGCAGACCUUCGUUGAUGGGAUGGAUCUUUGUCGUUCGGUUUUGGGCCACACCCUGCCAGUGGCCUCUCCUGGCGCCCGUCACUGCCUCAACGUUUCCCUCCCGGUUCUGUCGCAUCCAAGACCCCGACAGCGGUCCCAGGAAGCUACCUCCCGGCGUUCCCGCCGCCCUCGCACUUUGAUCCUGGAAGCAGCCGGCAGCGGGAGUGGCAGUGGAAGCGGCAGCGGCGCCUAGCGGACGCCUGGCCUUGGAUGGGAGAUGUAGCCCUUCUCUGGCCCCACCCCUCUCCCUCUCUGCUUUCUAGUUUUCCAAUAACCUGUCCCUCCUCUCUGGGGCUCCACAGAUUUGCCCCUCUCCAGGUUAUCUGAAAACAGCCAACUCUCGCUCAUUUUUCCCACUCCUCCAUGAAUAAAGUCACCAGCUAAGAGCACGUGAUGUGGCUGCUUCUUGGGGAAAUGGGUGAGCAGGAAAUUUUCAAGCAAGUGACAGGUGUCUCAUUUCUAAUCCUCAGAGCCUAGAAUUAGCGAUUAAUUCAUACUAGAGUGUAAAUAAUGGAUGGCCUACAUUACCCUGGGGCAUUCAGCAUGACUCAGAAUACCCAGUUACCAGAAAUGGGGGUGGGGAUGUCAGAAUAGGGGCUGAUUAGAAUACGGGUUGUUCCCUCCUACUGUGUGCCACCAGGCCUGCCAAGAAGCUGGCUG
Messenger RNA from Nycticebus coucang (slow loris), 1305 nucleotides. It is a transcript of the gene RTBDN, whose product is annotated as retbindin. The transcript has 5 exons. Gene Ontology annotation, cellular component: external side of plasma membrane. The record is from RefSeq and is a predicted model, not a curated record. Lineage: Eukaryota; Metazoa; Chordata; Mammalia; Primates; Lorisidae. Gene Ontology annotation, molecular function: riboflavin binding; riboflavin transmembrane transporter activity; signaling receptor activity. Bases 149 to 838 code for a protein of 229 amino acids.